Boleophthalmus pectinirostris (great blue-spotted mudskipper) is the source of this 1520-nucleotide messenger RNA. It is a transcript of the gene npl, whose product is annotated as N-acetylneuraminate pyruvate lyase (dihydrodipicolinate synthase). Gene Ontology annotation, biological process: N-acetylneuraminate catabolic process. The transcript is spliced from 12 exons. Gene Ontology annotation, molecular function: 4-hydroxy-tetrahydrodipicolinate synthase activity; N-acetylneuraminate lyase activity. The coding region runs from base 170 to 1102 and encodes 310 amino acids. Lineage: Eukaryota; Metazoa; Chordata; Actinopteri; Gobiiformes; Gobiidae. The record is from RefSeq and is a predicted model, not a curated record.
ACCACAUUUCCCAAGAAGCCUUGCGUCGUCACUUGAUUUUUGGCACUGUUCACAUGACAAACCUUUUGCAUGUGAGCUUAUAACGUCAACAACAAGUUCGGAGUUGUUCCAAAGACUCUGGCUUCAUCUUAUUCCUCAUUCUUCCAAGCAAAGAGAGAAAGCGCGAGAAAUGGCUCCUGCUGCGGAUGCGAAAAUGUCAGGAAUUGUUGCAGCCACAUUUACUCCAUUAACGUCAGAAGGUGAAAUCAAUCUGUCUGUGAUUGAACCCUACAUUGACUACUUGAUCAACAAGCAAAAUGUAAAAAGUAUAUUUGUGAAUGGUACAACUGGCGAGAGCGUGUCUUUAAGUGUGGCUGAAAGGAAGGCACUGGCUGAGGACUGGUGCCGUAAAGCCAAAGGAAAAAUGGAUAACGUGUUUGUGCAUGUUGGUUGCAUGAGCCUCAAAGAUUCUCAGGAUUUAGCCUGCCAUGCGGCUCAAAUCGGGGCAGAUGGGAUAGCUGUCAUUUCCCCAUCCUUCUUCAAACCUGGCACUGCAGAUGACAUAAAAGCAUUUCUGCGAGAGGUGGCUUCAGCAGCUCCUAACUUACCCUUCUAUUACUAUCAUAUGCCAGCCAUAACUGGCGUGAAUGUGCCUGUACGAGAUGUGCUGAAUGACAUUGAGGAUCUUAUUCCAUCCUUCAGAGGAGUAAAGUUUAGUGGGUAUGACCUUUUGGAUUUUGGUCAGUGUGUGAGCAACAGUCAACCAAACUGGUCUGUGGUCUAUGGCGUAGAUGAGCAAUUACUUGCUGGUCUCGUGAUGGGUGCAAAUGGUGCAGUAGGCAGCACUUACAACUAUAUGGGAAGUUAUGCGAACAAGCUGAUAACUGCUUUUGAAAAUGGUGACCAACUGCAAGCUCGGGCAAUACAAUUCAAGUUGCAAGAACUUCUAAGUUUUGCCAUGAAAAACAGAUUUGACUUAGGAGUGAACAAGCAGCUGAUGUCUGAGGUGUCUGGCUUGAGCCUUGGUCCCCCUCGACUUCCUCUGGUUCAGUGUCCACAAGAAUAUGCCAAGUCCAUCUUGCAGAAAUAUCACAGUCUCUUUCAAGACUCUAGGUCAAUGUGAAGAUGAAUGUGAGCCAUACAAAUAUUGUGGUGCACGGGUAGACACUGAAAUUAGGCUUAAUGUACUUUGAACUCACAUUAAUGAUUUUUGUGUUCGUAUUCCUUGUCCUCGCAAAUUCUGUACUUCAUUUCAGGAUGCAACUGCAACUACAUUCCAGCUAGAAAUGUGUUUUGUGUUUGUUUUAAUUAACAGUAUUAAUUUGUUAUUUCAUACCAAAAAAAAAAAAAAAAAGGUGUUUUGCCAAGUCUUUAUUUUAACCCAUAUUACUAAGAUAUAUUAGAGUUGUAAAUGACGCCAUAUUUAACUGCUUUUAGGAAACGUGUUUUUCCCAUGAUACUCUUAUAUUUUGCUUAUGACUAUACUGUAACAUUUAAACAAUUUAUCUUUGUCGUUAUGUUCAUUAAAUACUUUAAGACAA